Messenger RNA from Ceratitis capitata (Mediterranean fruit fly), 815 nucleotides. RefSeq lists its product as uncharacterized. The record is from RefSeq and is a predicted model, not a curated record. Lineage: Eukaryota; Metazoa; Arthropoda; Insecta; Diptera; Tephritidae. The transcript has 3 exons. The coding region runs from base 76 to 729 and encodes 217 amino acids.
ACGUUACUAACAGUUCGGUACAUUUUGGUUCAGUUAUCAAGCUCUCUCUGACUUUUUUGCCCGUUUGCAUGGACCAUGAAAUUAAUACAAAUACUUUUGUCAUGCUUUCUACUGCGUAUAUAUUGUGUUAGUGCUAGUGUGCAGAGGAUUAAUGUCGGUGCGAAUUUAACGGACUUCAUGCAUGUCCGUAAGAAAAGAGGCCUGAUAUUCAAUGGGAGUGGUCAACUUAAGCUAUCCAUCGGUCCCUCCGGUCAAGUCGACCUAGCCGAUCCGAUCACCUGGCGUUCGUUGGUCUGCUCCUACAGCUUGCAGGGCGGUCAUUAUUCAAUACCCAGUGAACCACUUUACCCAUGGGACAAAUGGGAGGACACCUUUGCGCGCAAGUCGCGGCUUUUACAUGCCAAUCGUGCAGAAUUGGAUGCAAAUAAUUAUGAGGCUGAUGAGUCUCGCUUGUUUUUCUACACGCUGCUAGAGACUUUAAUGAGUCGACGUGGCUUGCAUGGACAACAGUGUUUGCUGCGUUCCAUUUGUCAAAAUGCGCAAGUCGAUCAACAUGUUGGCCUGUUGUCGGAAAUUUUAGACGUUGUAUUAACGCCAGGUCGGGAAGAUUUGGACAAGCGUUACAGCGCGGCGCGUGAAGCUGGUGCAGCUGGCGCAGAUUGUAUGAAACUGUAUGAUAAAUGUCCGGCGGGUGUUAAUUUUUUGGAUAGUUAUUUGGAAUAUAUUUGAUUUGUUAAGAAUAAUGUAUAAAAAAACACAUGUACAUAUAUUUAUUUAGUGGGUGGAAGAAGCUAAACGACGAUUUUACUUUUUAU